AUGAUGUCAACAGAAAGUGCCAACAGCUUCACGCUCAUCGGGGAGGCGUCGGAUGGCGGCACCAUGGAAAACCUCAGCCGCAGACUGAAGGUCACCGGUGACCUCUUUGACAUCAUGUCCGGGCAGACGGACGUGGAUCACCCUCUGUGCGAGGAGUGCACGGACACGCUGCUGGACCAGCUGGACACGCAGCUGAACAUCACGGAGAACGAGUGCCAGAACUACAAGAGGUGUCUGGAGAUCCUGGAACAAAUGAACGAGGAUGAUAAGGAGAAGCUGCAAAUGGAACUGAAGGAACUUGCACUGGAAGAAGAGCAGCUGAUCCAGGAGCUGGAGGACGUUGAGAAGAAUCGCAAGGUUGUGGCUGAAGACUUCGAGAGAGUCCGGGCAGAGGCAGAGCGGCUGGAGCAGGAGGAAGCUCAGUAUCAGAAGGAAUAUUGUGAAUUCAAGAGGCAACAGCUGGAGCUGGACGAUGAGCUGAAGAGCGUGGAGAACCAGAUGCGCUAUGCCCAGAUGCAGCUGGAUAAGCUAAAGAAAACCAACGUGUUCAACGCCACCUUCCACAUCUGGCACAGUGGUCAGUUUGGCACAAUAAAUAACUUCAGGCUUGGCCGUCUCCCCAGUGUUCCUGUAGAAUGGAAUGAGAUCAAUGCUGCCUGGGGGCAGACUGUGCUGCUGCUCCAUGCCCUUGCUAACAAAAUGGGCCUGAAGUUUCAAAGAUACCGUCUUGUACCAUAUGGCAACCACUCAUACUUAGAGUCCCUCACAGACAAAUCAAAGGAGCUUCCCUUGUACUGUUCUGGAGGCCUGAGGUUCUUCUGGGACAAUAAGUUUGACCACGCGAUGGUGGCGUUCCUGGACUGCGUGCAGCAGUUUAAAGAGGAGGUAGAGAAAGGGGAAACCCGCUUUUGUUUGCCCUACAGGAUGGACGUGGAGAAAGGCAAGAUUGAAGACACAGGUGGCAGCGGUGGCUCUUACUCUAUUAAAACACAAUUUAACUCUGAGGAGCAAUGGACAAAAGCACUAAAAUUCAUGUUAACUAACCUGAAGUGGGGUCUUGCCUGGGUCUCAUCCCAGUUCUAUAACAAGUAACCACGGGAAGAACUCGUCCUGGCAGCUGCAGUGUCUGUGUUCCGUCGGAGAAAGUCACAUUAAGAUGUUUCUUAAUAUUAACCAGUACAAAAUGUUUACAAUACCAAAAAUCCACAAGACACUUUAUUUAAAAGACCCUUAUUACAAGUAGUAUAUAGAAAAGCAAUAUGUAAAGUUCUAUGGUGGAGCUGAACAGAAUAAAAAGUCAGCUAUUAAAU
Messenger RNA from Nestor notabilis (Kea), 1310 nucleotides. It is a transcript of the gene BECN1, whose product is annotated as beclin 1, autophagy related. Gene Ontology annotation, cellular component: phosphatidylinositol 3-kinase complex, class III, type II; phosphatidylinositol 3-kinase complex, class III, type I; phagophore assembly site. The coding region runs from base 1 to 1092 and encodes 363 amino acids. The record is from RefSeq and is a predicted model, not a curated record. The transcript is spliced from 8 exons. Gene Ontology annotation, biological process: autophagosome assembly; autophagy; cellular response to nitrogen starvation. NCBI's taxonomy places the organism in Eukaryota, Metazoa, Chordata, Aves, Psittaciformes, Psittacidae.